Molecule: messenger RNA, 2293 nt
Organism: Mugil cephalus (flathead mullet)
Lineage: Eukaryota; Metazoa; Chordata; Actinopteri; Mugiliformes; Mugilidae
Gene: slc31a2
Product: solute carrier family 31 member 2
Exons: 4
Coding region: 451-915 (154 amino acids)
Biological process (GO): copper ion transmembrane transport
Cellular component (GO): membrane
Molecular function (GO): copper ion transmembrane transporter activity
Source: RefSeq, a predicted model, not a curated record
UGGCGCGUGCGUAGUGUCUUCGGGAAGCUAACAAACGUACACAAUUUUAAAGUCUAGCUUGCUGCUUACUGGUUAUAUUCGCGUUAAACAUUUCUUCGAACAGUGUUUGUUUUCGUUGUUGACGACUGGAGUGCCACUUGAUUAACUUUCACGUCUAUUGAGUUGCCGACGCUUUGUUUUGAGUUUAGGAAAACUACAUUAACCGCCGGACUCAGCUGUUUUGAUAAGUCACUACGUAACUCUGCUAGCCGCCUCGCUCAUUCCGCUGCACUGGCUGAAUGGAUGCGGGUCGGUGGCUGCUCCUGCAUUUGACUUGUGCCUUGUACUUGACGACACUCGAACAACAGCAGCUGUAGCUCAGACAAAGAGUCGUCUAUCUCUCUAUCCACGAUGGAACCUGCGUUUAGUGACCACUGAAAUUUCCACUGGCGUGAAUCUAGCAAAUUCACCAUGAUGUCCAUGACUUUUGGAGUGUCAAACAGCAUUACGCUGUUGUUUGACUUUUGGGAUGUGCAUGGGCCUGCAGGGAUGGCUCUGUCAGUCUUUGUGGUCUUGCUCCUGACAGUCUUUUACGAGCUGCUCAAAGUUUGGAGAGUGUGGCUGGGGAAAGGCUCCCAGCUUGCCAGGCCUCGGCCUACGUCCGCCGGUCCUUCGCCCGGCUACAGCAGCUCCAUUCUGGAAAGCAGCUCCUCUGAAUCCUCGCUGGCCCCCAUCGAGCCACACCCUCCAUCUCCAAGUACCAGGCACAGCUGGUUGCUGCAUGUCAUCCAGACGCUCCUCCACAUCCUGCAGGUGUCUCUGGGCUACAUGCUGAUGCUGUGCGUCAUGUCCUACAACACCUGGAUCUUUCUCGGGGUCGUCAUGGGCUCCGUCCUUGGUUAUUUCAUCUCAUUUCCUCUCCUGGGGCAGAUGUGACGGUACGGACAAGUCAGACACUGAAAUAAAGACAAAGGACAGCUUUUUGAAAAAUUAUAUUUUGUGAAUCCGCGUGAUUGAAAGGGUCACGUGGUCCGGGUGCGAAAUGGGGAAACCACUUCAAUGACUAAUUCGUGUGUUGUUCUGUUGGAAUGUCAGAAAAGGGGAAUUAAUGAAAUGCUGAAGAAUGUGCCGCAAAACGCUAACUGGACAUUUUCAUACCCGUGUGUAUGAUUCAAUGAUAAAUGGGGUAGUUGAUUUGUCUUGAAUGAAACUAACAUUUAAAUCUGAGGCAUGCUCUUAAUUUAUGUCUAAAAGCAAGCGAACAUCUUUCAUGUCCAGGGCAGCGCUUCUAUAAACGUCUCCUUUCUUUUAAUUAUCUCAAAAGAAUAUGCAAUAGAUUCAAAAAGAAGGUUUAAGAGAGAUGGAAAGUCAAAGCUUGUAGCAUUGUGUGAUUGUUUCUUUAAUUUUAUGUUUUUCUGAUGAAGUUUGAGGCCUGUUGUUACUAAAUAAUCCACGGUUUUCUGACACUACAGAGGAAUCAGUGAUGUUUUCCACCUGUUCGAAUAGUGGUUCUGAAAGCUCUGCUACUGUAACUUUGAAGCUCUCCUUGAAGGCUUAUGUUUUUGCCUGCGUGAAAAGUAAUUGUUUUGCAAGUGGAACUAAUGGCGCAUAUAUAACUCAAUAGUUGACGGAUGGAUUAAUCUUUUUCUUGUGUUGGUUGUGAUUUGCAAAAGCUUACCUGCGCUAGGGGAGAGCAGUUUGGUCAGAAGUCAUGGGACAAAACUGAGUCACUUUGAGGAAGUGGCUCAUGUGAUUUUAGCUUGUAAACGCCUGAUAUGUCAUCUCGGCUUGAUAUCUGAUAAGCUGUGACACUAAUGUAAUUCAGAGGGCACUCGCUUAUAUAGUUCUGAAUUUCAGAUGUGCUUUUGAAAUAUUCCCACCUUGUUUGAGAGUGUGUUUUUAGUUAUUUCUGUAGGCACCAACUUUUUUCCUCAUUUAAAGAAAAUCUAGUAGGCCUCUUUAACAAAAAUGAACAAAGAAUCCGGUGAGACAUUUUUAUUCAUCCAUUUUUAUACAUGUAUUUCAAGAAGACAGAAAGUUUUACACAACAAAAGAAAGCUUUUCACACCUGGAUGUUAUAAACCACACAGGCUUUAUAAUAAAUAAAAUGGAGAAGGUGGUCCUCCGCUGGAAAUAAAGGCUCUCGGACGUAUAUAUCUGACUAAUGUGCCUUGUAUACAGUGGCAGCAACAAAGAUGUGCAACUCUCUUGAACUGCAGCUUGGUCUAUUUACUACAGUUGGUACAAAAUUGUGUAGUGCUGACAACAAAACACUGUAUUUUGGAAAUCUAAUAAAAACUGAUAUGUAAAACCA